ACAGUGCAAAAAUGUCCUUGAAGUGCCAGAAAGACUCUUACCUUCGCAGCUACCGGAGUCGCGUGGCGUCGUGCAGACCCGCGGAGCCCGUGGGAAAAGGGGAGGGAAAGUACGAAGUCGUUUUGGACGACACUGUGCUCUUUCCCGAGGGCGGCGGGCAGCCGUAUGACAGAGGAGCGGUUAGUAGAAAAAAGGAUCACUCAGGCGUAAAUGCUGCAAAACCUUACCUCCAGAUUAACGGGGUUGAGGUCCUGAGGGUUCUUAGGAGGGGGGCAGUUGCUGUACAUUUCACGGAGGAACCCCUGGAGGAGGGGGCCGAGGUAGAGGUGGAGGUGGACUGGAAUCGUCGGUUUGACCACAUGCAGCAACACUCAGCACAGCAUCUCAUAACUGCAAUAGCCGAUCGAGACUUUGGCCACAAGACAACCUCAUGGUUAUACGGCAUGCAUUACAUCACACCACGCUGUGAUAGUUCUCUUCUUAUUUUUCCCACCCAGGAAUCUGGCCAUUGGAGCUGGCAGUAGGUGCUUCGUUGAGCUGGCUGCCCAGUCCGUCUCUCCAGCCCAGCUCCGUGCCAUCGAGGAUACCUGCAACGAGGCUAUCAGGAGUCAGAUUCCCAUGACUCCACACUGGUACCGGUCUGGGACCCCGGAACUAGAGAGGGUAAGGUCGCGUGGGCUUCCAGAUGAUUUCGAUGGGAGUGAAGUACGAGUUGUGGAAAUUGAAGGGAUAGACACUAACAUGUGCUGUGGAACCCACGUCUCCAACCUCAGUCACCUUCAGUGCAUCAAACUGCUGCACACGGAGUCAAAGAAAGGCUCGACUCUACUCUCCUACAUUGCUGGCGGACGUGUCGGGCACUACCUCGAAAGGGCUUAUUCCAACGAACGUACACUCAACCAGCUACUCAGUGUAUCGAUGGAUGAGCACAGGGAGUCUGUCGAAAAGCUGCUAAAGUCAAACAGAGUUGCAGCAAAAGUGACUCGUGCCCAGCUGCGAGAAAUAGCACAACUUAUGGCUCAACUGCAUCUCUCCUCCCCUUCCCCUCGGCCUUUCUUCAACCUGCACAGGGAAGAUGGGGAUACGGAAUUCAUGAAUGUGCUAGGAAACGAACUAGCUCCAAAGGGUGUCUUUGUAUUUGUGACGGUGGGCGGGGAAAGGGGUGCGGGGCACUUCCUGUUGGCGCGUGGAAACGACGAUGACGUCGCUAAACUCGGACCAAAGUUAAAAAAAUUUCUUACCCCCCCACUCCCUUACAUAAAAUUUUGGACACUAAAAUUUUAGAGUGGCUGAAGUGCUAGGUGGGAAGGGUGGUGGGCGGAAGGGUAGGUUCCAAGGCAAAGCAAGUCAGCUCGAGAACCGCAAACAGGCAGAGGACUUAUUGCGAACUUCAUUAGAUAUCAAAUGAAACAGUGUGACACUAACACAUGCAUACAAAAUUUUUAAUAGUGUUUCUGUGCCGUUUGUUUAUUCGUCAAGCUAUGUCGCUGA
Molecule: messenger RNA, 1491 nt
Organism: Geodia barretti
Lineage: Eukaryota; Metazoa; Porifera; Demospongiae; Tetractinellida; Geodiidae
Source: the annotation of a GenBank genome assembly